Aspergillus homomorphus CBS 101889 is the source of this 3990-nucleotide messenger RNA. Its product is annotated as putative SNARE-dependent exocytosis protein (Sro7). Gene Ontology annotation, biological process: regulation of protein secretion; establishment of cell polarity; regulation of exocytosis. The record is from RefSeq and is a predicted model, not a curated record. Bases 1 to 3990 code for a protein of 1329 amino acids. Lineage: Eukaryota; Fungi; Ascomycota; Eurotiomycetes; Eurotiales; Aspergillaceae. The transcript is spliced from 9 exons. Gene Ontology annotation, molecular function: myosin II binding; syntaxin binding; GTPase activator activity. Gene Ontology annotation, cellular component: cytoplasm; plasma membrane.
AUGUCACCUUCUUUAUCCGUCUCACCGACUUGCAAGGUUGAAGCCCCGAGUACAAAUACUAUCGGUUCGGUGCUCCAACGCCACAUCCCGCCAUCGGUCCAGAUCAAAGAGAUUUAUCCCCUGGAGGGCCACCUACACUCCGUGAGUCUUUUGGUUCUCUCGAAUGGGAACCGAUGGCUCUUGAAAUGUCCACCCCGGUCGACCACACCUCUUCUACGUCGAGAACAGCUCUUACUUGAGACUGAAGCACGAGCUCUGUCUAUCCUAGGCCAGAGUGCAACCCCACAUGUGCCAUCAUUCGUACAUUAUGGCUUUCAAGGCGGUCCAUUCGGGUCUGCCUUCUUGGUCAGGCAUUAUGUCACAGGCUUGACCUUGAAGGAGAUGGAACCCCGACUUACCGCGCAAGAACGCAAAACUUUGGACAGAGAUCUGGGAUUUCUGGUCCAACAGGUUGGGCAACACCUUUCUAACGCCUUCGGCUCGCUGGAACAGGUGGCCUGUGGGCGGGGAAAGCUCUCCUGGAGGGAUGCUUUCGUCGCACUCUUCGAGGACAUCCUGCGGGACUCAGAAGAUGCUUUUGUUCACCUUCCCUAUUCUGAAAUCCGGCAUCACGUUCGCCGCUUGUCGCAUACCUUGGAGGAAGUCACCUUGCCACGGUUGGUAGUCAUCGGCUUAGGUCGACCGUCACAAGUCUUCCUAGACCCAGUGUCCCGGAAAUUGUCUGGCGUGACAGGCCUCGGACACGCAUUGUGGGGGGACAUUCUUAUGGCCGAGAUAUUUGAAAACCCAUCGUCUGCCAUGCUCGAUGGCUUUGGGUCUCGACUCUCAAAGAGCAAGUCACAGGUGACUCGUCAAUUACUUUAUGCUUGUUACCGUUCCGUUCACAAGAUCACGAUACAUUAUUACCGUGAUAAGGAGAUGACAGCUGAGAUGGAGGCGAGGAGACGACUGACGACAAUCCUGGCAGAAAUGAAUGCGAUUAAGGGGCCUCGAAUGGCGCAUUUCCUGAGAGGGAAACAGGCCGGCAUUCAAAAGGACUUUUCCGAUGGCUUGUCGCCGGACCUGUUCGCCCUAGAUGAUUUCGCUCGGUGCGGUAUCAACUCCCAAGUUAGCGCUAUUGCCUACGACCCCAUUCAAUCACUCCUUGCAAUUGGAACCAGCGAUACACAGUUCGGACAUGGACAGAUCUACGUGUUCGGCCAACGACGGGUAUCGGUCAUCUUCUCGUUGCCUCGAAAAGCAUCUGCGAAGUUCAUUCAGUUCUGCGCCGACAAGCUCAUUAGUGUCGACUCUAAGAGCGAAGUAACGAUCUUCUCCCUUGAAACCCGACAAACAUUAGUCUCGUACGCCCCUCCGAGUCAUGCGAGCGCGUUAUUGACCGACCCGAGUCUCGACUAUGCGUUUAUCGGGUUGCAGAAUGGCGACAUCAUUGCAUACGAUCUUGACCGUGAGACAUUGACGCCAUUCCGGGUCCCGAAUCUGUGGGCUCAACGCAGUGCGCGGACACGUAUGUGUCCGGUUAUCAGUCUCUCCUUUUCGCCGCGCGAUAUCGGCAAGAUUCUGGUCGGGUAUCCGGAUGGCGCGGUGACCUUUUCUUUCAAACAAAAUGUCGCGCAGAAAUACUUUGAAUAUGAAGUGCCCCCAGGUGCGCUGGGUGGUAAUGGGGAGGUCCCGAUCUCUGAAUUGCGCAAGCCCAGGUUGACCCAAGCUCUCUGGCACCCGAACGGUAUCUUUGUCCUGACCGUUCACGACGACAACAGCCUGGUCUUCUGGGAUUCGAAAGACGGUCGCAAGGUGAUGGCUCGGUCCAUCGAAACUCCUAACGUUGAUCAGCCAGGCGUAAGCCCCGAAAGGCCCCCUUCGGCGGGUGUUAUCGGUCUCAAGGAUCCAAUCACUCAUGUCGCGUGGUGUGUCAAAGACAAUGGAGAUGACAGCGGACUUUUGAUUGCUGGUGGACGGCCAAAGGCCGACACCGUCAAGGGUCUUACAUUCAUAGAUCUGGGCCCUACUCCCAAUUAUCAAACAUCUACCUGGCCUAUGAUCUCAAAGUACUUCGAAUCCCCGAGACGGGUCUCAAUCCUGCCCACCCCUCCUGGCGGAGAGGUGGUUGAUUUCUGCCCGAUUCCACGCAGUACCCCUUACUUUGCAGGCGCUCAUGAUCCUAUCUCUCUGAUUGCCCGCUUGUCUUCGGGGGAACUGAUUACAAUGAGCUUCCCGACUGGUCACCCAAUCACACCUACGAAUAUGCUUCAUCCAUAUCUGUCUUUCGUGCAUCCAUUUGUCAACAAGGCGACACUGACCCCAGUUGAUCGCUCUGCUUGGUUGGGCUUGAAAGAGCGCAGGUCACAGGGACCCAAGUUUCUAUUGGGCGGGGCAGAAGCUAAGAAGGCCCUCAAACGAUUCGAAGACCGAAACAUCAUCACUACCGCUCAUGCAGAUGGGACCAUUCGCAUCUGGGACGGAGGAAUUGAUGACGAGAUUGAAAACGGGGAGGUCAUCCAAGUGGACUUAGCCCGGGCCGUAGGUCGUGUUGGCAAUAUUGAAGUCACCGAGAUGUCCUUAAGUGGUUCAACGGGUGAAUUAUCUGUAGGUCUUAGGACCGGUGAGCUUGUUGUCUUUCGAUGGGGGAAUAACAAGAACUUCGGUGGUGAGGAGCCCCCUGGUGCCAAUGAAGGGCCCGGUAAGUUGACCCCGAUCACUCAUCGGGCUGACCCUGGACUCAAGCAAGGCCUUCUUCCCCUCACCCUCCUCAACAUGCAACAGGGGCCAGUGACAGCCGUGAAACAGAGCCAAGUUGGCUUUGUCGCAGUUGGGUUUGAGAGCGGGAGUCUGGCGAUCAUCGACUUGCGUGGGCCGGCUAUCAUACAUACCGCUCACUUCUCGGAGUUGCUGAAGGCCAACAAGAGAAGCAGCUUCUUCAAGCAGCGCAGCUCUGAAGUCCCCUCUCCGGAGUGGCCUACCAGUAUCGAGUUCGGUGUGCUUACGCUCGAAGGAGAAGACUACUCGAGCAUCUGUUGCUUUGUAGGUACCAGCAAAGGUAAUCUGGCUACUUUCAAGAUCUUGCCAGCAGAUAAUGGUACCUACUCGGCGGUUUUUGCUGGCGCAACCUUGCUGGAUGACAAGGUCAUCAACAUUAUUCCAAUCAAUGCUGAUAGCGGCAACCCUGCUUCAGCUUCUCCCAACGCCGUCGGAGGCCUCCGCAACGGCAUUAGGGUAAACGGAGUAGUUAUUGCGGUGACCGUAUCUGGUUGCAGGAUUUUUAAGCCUGCGACGUCCAAGGGCGCUCAUAGGUCUUGGGACGAUUACCUAUGUGACUCAGCCGCGGUGGUCAAAAUCGAGGGCCGGGGCUACAGCCUUGUAGGCCUGUUCGGGGACGGCAACACGCGGGCUUUCUCUAUCCCAGGCCUCAAAGAGAUUGGUUGCAGCGCGAUCAAUCAGAUUGCUGACAUGAGGCGACUUUCCGAUGCUUAUGUUUCCUCUAAUGGAACAGUCAUGAUUUGGACGAGUCCUUCAGAGAUAGGAUUGUUCAAUGUAUGGGGAGCAGGAACCGGCCUCCGACCUUCGGAAGAUCAAUUAUACAAUCCCCAAGCAGUCAUUCCACCACGACCCACAAUCACCAACAUUCAGUGGAUCUCCGGCACUCAAUAUGUCUCGCCAGCCGACAUGGAUCUGUUGAUCGGAGGCCCCGAUCGCCCACCAUCGAAGCAUAUGCAGGAACAGAUGCGACUGGACGAACAAGAGCGACGCAAGGCAUUCAGAGAAGGCCGGACCAAUACAAACCAGUCCUCGGAUUCAGGCAACCAGGAAGGAUACUGGUCCUACAUGCAACGCCAGGUUACAGAACGCACCGAAAGACUCAAUAUCGCCGGUGAUCAGAUGGACCGGCUGGAAGAGAGCAGCAGCAACUGGGCCCGAGAUGUCAACAAAUUCGUUCAGAACCAGAAACGGAAGGCCGUUAUGGGCGCCCUCAGUUCCAAAUUCGGUCUCUAA